Larimichthys crocea (large yellow croaker) is the source of this 1513-nucleotide messenger RNA. Its product is annotated as photoreceptor-specific nuclear receptor. The record is from RefSeq and is a predicted model, not a curated record. The transcript has 7 exons. The coding region runs from base 329 to 1513 and encodes 394 amino acids. Gene Ontology annotation, biological process: regulation of DNA-templated transcription. NCBI's taxonomy places the organism in Eukaryota, Metazoa, Chordata, Actinopteri, Sciaenidae. Gene Ontology annotation, molecular function: DNA-binding transcription factor activity; zinc ion binding; sequence-specific DNA binding.
CUGCCGGAGGGAGGACAACAACACAACCUGUUGACGUGCAGCAAAGUGGAGGGAGCUUGAACUCAUGGCAGGACCCCAGCCCAUCUGCAUCAUCUCCACGCCAGAGGCUGCAACACAGUAGUGGCUCCGCAGGGGGACUCAACCUACCAUCUGCCCACCGGAGGCCUGACAGAUUCACAUCUCUGUCCCUCGAAAACAUUUUUUCUGCUGCAGAAAAAACCCAAAAGGAACUUUUUGUGCGUCGAUCGUGGACAUUGUAUCUUGACAAGAGGACUUCCAAUAAAGUUUGUCGUUCGUCAUAACUCUGAGAAACAUUUUUAAUAUAAGAAUGAUGGAGGAUCACCUGUCGAAGAUCCCCAUGAUGUCGUCCGCUUCUCCCACCGAGUCUUCUGGGAGCGUCGGGACUGACGACAGCAGAGGAGGAGCCAAGAGUCCAGCCCCGGGCAAAGCUCUGAGCCCGGCCCUGGUCUGCAAAGUGUGCGGAGACACCAGCAGCGGGAAACACUACGGCAUCUACGCCUGCAACGGCUGCAGCGGCUUCUUCAAACGCAGCGUGAGGAGGAGGCUCAUUUACAGGUGUCAGGCCGGUACAGGUAUGUGUCCAGUGGACAAAGCUCAUCGCAACCAGUGCCAGGCCUGUCGGCUGAAGAAGUGCCUGCAGGCGGGCAUGAAUAAGGACGCCGUGCAGAACGAGCGGCAGCCCCGCAGCACAGCUCAGGUCCGUCUGGACUCCAUCGACGUAGACCCUGAGAAGGAUCACCUGGCCACCACACGAGAGCCCACCUCCUCUUCCUCGUCGUCUUCUUCCUCCUCCUCUUCCUCCUCCUCCAGUGGCUCCGUCAUCACGUGGCCUCACAUCACCUCCUCCAUGUCCAUCACCUCCUCUAUCGCCCCUCAGCGGUGCAUCAGUCCCCCGAACAACCACCGCUUCAUGGCAAGCCUCAUGACGGCCGAGACCUGCGCUAAGCUGGAGCCCGAGGACGUUGACGAGAACAUCGACGUGACCAGUAACGAGCCGGAGCGAGCGUCCUCGGAGUACCACAUGGCUCUGUACCCGUCCAGCUCUGAAAAUGUCUACGAGACCUCGGCGAGGCUGCUCUUCAUGUCAGUGAAGUGGGCCAAGAACCUGCCGGUGUUUUCAAGCCUGCCCUUCAGAGACCAGGUGAUCCUGCUGGAGGAGGCGUGGAGCGAGCUCUUCCUGCUCUGCGCCAUCCAGUGGUCCCUGCCUCUGGACAGCUGCCCUCUUCUCUCCCUGCCCGACCUCUGCCCCGGCAUGCAGGGAAAAAACAGCUACACCGGCUUGGACCUGCGCCUCCUGCAGGAGGUCUUCAGCCGCUUCAAGGCCCUCGCUGUCGAUCCCACAGAGUUCGCCUGCCUCAAGGCCAUCGUGCUCUUCAAGCCAGAGACUCGUGGUUUGAAAGAUCCAGAACAAGUGGAGAACCUGCAGGAUCAGUCUCAGGUGAUGCUGGGACAACACAUCCGCUCACACUACCCCAGUCAACCAGCCAGGUAA